Molecule: messenger RNA, 5592 nt
Organism: Moneuplotes crassus
Lineage: Eukaryota; Ciliophora; Spirotrichea; Euplotida; Euplotidae
Source: the annotation of a GenBank genome assembly
AUGGAUUUCUUCAGGUCUGCCACAAUGGAUCUCUACGAGGUUUCUAUACCUAAGGAUAACGCAUGGGAGGCCAUGGACUUGUUCGGAAAGCUCAACUCCCUCCAUUUUGUCAAUCUUAACAAGAACGAACAGGUUUUCAACCUCACCUAUGCUAGCAGGGUCAAAAGAUGUGAUGAAGCGAUGAGGAAAUUAUCGACUAUUCUUGAAUCAGAGGCUAAUAGGAUUAAGCUCCCAAUGUAUAUUCCUAGUAACCUUGAUAACUUCCGAGCAGCUGUGAAGAUACAGUCAAGGCUGAGAAAUAGAUCCUCGCAGGCUAUUUUUGAGAUCAUAGAGGAAGAUAUUCAAAAAUAUUCAAAGUUCAUUCUUGACCAGAAGGAGAAUGAAGAAGGAAUGCACAACCAGUGUCUCAAACUUAUUGAGAAGAGAGCAGUCAUGGCUGUAGCAUCCACUAUCCUCAAGAAGGAAAUCAACAACAAAAAAGAAGAGAGUGAGAUCUUGAUGAGAGAAGGAGAUAAUGAGAUUGAAGCUAGAGAAGAGCUACUUGGCGAAGCCAGACUUAAUAUUUCUCACAUUGCAGGUACUAUUAACCAAUCUGAGAAAGAAAGACUUCAGAGGAUGAUUUUCAGGGCAACUAGAGGCACUGCUCUUUCUUAUUUCCAGGAUAUCGCCCAACCUUUCAUUUCCUACAAAGGAGAUAAGACAUAUAAGACUGUCUUUAUCAUCAUUUAUCAAGAUGGGGAGUACUAUACAGAAAAGUUAAGAAGGAUUCUCAGCUCUUUCAUGACGAAUAUUUUCGAAAUAGAUUCGAUCGACAUUAACCAAGAAGCUCAGGAAGCAUCCAAGCGUAUCAAGGAAUUCAGGGACAUCAUGAAGAAAUGCUAUGGAGAAAUAAAGGAGUAUCUAAAGGCAGUGAAUACUCUUGAAGGUACUCAGAUAUCCAAAAUCCAGCUCUAUAAGCUAUAUCUUGCAAAAGAAAAAUAUCUUUAUGAGAAUUUGAAUAAAAUGAAAAUUGGUCGAAAUCUUUUCAUCGGCUUAUUCUGGUUACCUGCUUCCGAAGUGCCUUCUUUGAAAGAAGAAAUUAUCAAGUUUACUGAAGAAGGGAAGUCAAAAGCUCCUCAGAUCUUUUUGAGGAAGAACCAUGACCAGACUCCGCCUACUUUUAUCAGGACGAAUGACUUUACAGCUCCCUUCCAGGAGAUCACAGAUACUUAUGGAGUGCCGAAUUACAAAGAAGUGAAUCCAAGUUAUUUUGGAAUUGUGACCUUCCCAUUUCUGUUUGGAGUGAUGUUCGGUGAUGUCGGCCACGGAGCUCUCCUGUUCCUCUUAGGAGCCUUCCUUUGUAUUCAAGUUGGGUUUUUGAAGAAGUCAGCUCUCAGCUCAAUGAUACCUUAUAGAUAUUUGAUUCUGCUUAUGGGAAUCUUUGCCACUUUUUGUGGAGCCUGUUAUAAUGAUAUGAUGUCGAUCCCGAUUGAAAUGUCUAAAAGUUGUAUUAAUCUCGAUGAAGAUGGAGAUGAUAUUUUUGAAGAAGACUGUGUCUAUCCAUUUGGAGUAGAUCAUACCUGGUACUUAGCCUCAAACAAUCUGGCAUUCUUGAAUUCUUUGAAAAUGAAGAUAGCUGUCAUAUUUGGUGUUUCUCAGAUGUCUCUUGGUAUCCUAAUGAAAGCAAUGAAUGCUAUCCAUUUCAGACAAAGUUUGGAUUUCUUCUAUGAAUUUGUUCCUCAAAUUAUCCUUCUUCUGUCUCUAUUCGGAUUCAUGGACUUUCUCAUCAUUAUGAAAUGGCUGACUCCUUGGGAAGAUAAAACCAAUAGAGCUCCAGGAAUCAUCGGACUAAUGAUUAAUAUGUUCUUGAACUUUGGUCAAGUUAACACAGAGACAACUGAUCCUCUCAUUGGGGAUGCUGGAACUCAACAAGCUGUUUGAAUCAUACUUCUCAUAGUAGCUUUGUUCUGCGUCCCAACCAUGUUGGUAGUGAAACCCCUUUUCUUGAGACAUGAACUAAAGCAUAUGCAUGAUAAAUCUUCUUCCUCAUCAAGUAGUGAUAGAGAGCUCAAGGAAUAUCAAUCUUCUGAGCAUGAAGGAGGAGAAGAAGAAGAGAAAUUACAGCAGAAGCCUAUAAUGAAUGCUGCUGAAGUCACCCAAUUUUUAGAUCAAAAUAAGACAGAAGAAAAUCAUAACUUCUCUGAAAUCUGUAUUCAUCAGCUGAUAGAAACAAUUGAAUUUGUUUUAGGAACUGUGUCGAAUACAGCUUCAUAUCUCAGAUUAUGGGCUUUAUCACUUGCCCAUGGACAACUAGCACAUGUAUUCUUCGAUAAGCUAUUAGAGUCAUUUGCUCUAAGUGGAUCUGGAAAUGCUGCUUUGCUAUUUCUACUCUUUCCAGUGUUCUUUUCAUUCACAUUCUUCGUACUCAUGUGUAUGGAUUCAAUGGAAUGCUUCCUUCACACCCUCAGACUUCAUUGGGUAGAGUUUCAGAACAAGUUCUUCAAAGGAAAUGGUUACAAAUUUGUGCCGUUCUCAUUCUCAAGUAUUAUUGAAGCAGAGAUUCUGAAAGGACUCGCUCCAAAUAUUUUUAUCACAAAUGAGGAUGUAGACAGUGAUUAUCAUAAAAGUGAGAUUGAGCUUCCUCCUCUUCCUGAAAGAAAAAGUGAAGAAAGCGUAAAGAGUGAUAAGCAAGAUAACUCCGAGAUAGAAGAAGAAAAGCAACCUCAAGAGGAAGAGAAGGAGGUCACUAAAGAUCCAAAACAACUGCUAUAUCAAGAUGUGAAGAACUUUGCUAAAGAUAUUAGCAUAAACAAAAACAACUUAGGAGACGCUAGAGAAAGGCUGACAAUUCUUAUGUCGGCUCUAAAGACCAACAGCGAGUUGCUUGCAGGAGUACAUAUUGAAGACUCUGAUCCUCCUUCCAUCCUGAACCCAAGCUAUGAUUAUCUCGCUUCAUUUGAUGAUUAUUCAAAUACCCAAAAGGAAUUAAACUCUGAUAUCUCUAACAUAGAGGUUUUCAUAACCAAAAUUUCUAAUCUGCAAAAGGAAAAAGAACUCUUGCAAGAUUAUUCUGAAGAAGAACUACAAGACAUGAUUGGGAAGGUUGAGACCACAACAGAGGAUAUUUCAGAAAUCAACAAGAAGCUUGAACAGAUGAGCAUUGAACAGGGAGCCAAAAUCUCAAACCUUGAAGCAUUCCUUGAUGAAGCUAGAACAGAACAGUUUGCGAGGUGUGACUUUACGGAGAAUAUCGAGGUUAACACAGAAAUUGAGUCCAAGGACAAAUUCUGUCAAAAUUUACUUACAAAGAUCCAGAAUAUUGUGGAUAACCAUCCUGAAGAAAUGUCUGAUACUAGAGGAGAUGUACUAAACGACAUUAUUGCCAAGAUUCCUGGCUGGGAAGAAAGAUACCAGACUAAUAUUGAAUCCAGAACUUCUUUGUUAGAGGCAAUUAAUAAUCUAAAAUCCAAGGUCUCAGAGCAUCAGGAUAAAACCUUAAAUAUGAACAUUAUUAGAGAAAUAAUCAGUCACAAAGAGGAAAAUCUGGAUGAAAACAAUCAGGCUUUAGAUGACAUAGAGAAGCUCAUCAAUGAAAUUAAAAUUCUUGAGCUCGAAUUCACAGAAUGUGAGGAGAAAGACCAAGUAAGAAAGGCUAUCCUUGAUGAUCUCCUACCGAAGGUCAGCAAUCUUGCUGACAAUUAUGGUGCAUACCCUGAUUGCUAUGAAACACGUAUGCAUGAUCUUGAAAAACUUCGUGAGACUCUGGAAAUGAUGACUGAUCAUGAAGACUACCCAGAAGAUCAAGAGUCUAUUGUUGAUCUCAAGAAUAGAGUUUCUGAGUCUAUUGCCAAAAUUGAAGAAAUAAAUGACAACAUAGAAUCCUCCAAAGAACUUAUUGAGGAUAUUUUGAACGAAGAAGAGUAUUCUCUUUCCAAUGAAAUCCCCUUCUUAGAAUCAAAGCUUCAUAAUGUAAACAAAGUGCUGAAAAAGCUGACUUCUGGGCUUGAGGUCCUAGACCAAAUUGAAGCCACAACUACUAGCUAUAGAGAGGAGCUAGAUGAUGCCCAUAUUGAUAGAAAUAACAAGACCAAAAAUGCAGACUUCUGAACAUUCAGAGAUGAAUUAGCUUCUCUUAAAGGAAAAUACGAAAUGGUUUUCACAAGAGUUGAGCAAGAGAAGGAAGAUCCAAGGCUCAAUGAUAAUCAUAGAGAGAUAAUUUCUGAAGUAGAGACUAUCCUUCAAGAUACCAAUGAUAAAAUUUCAGAGCUAAGCAUUAAACAGGAAGAGGAUGAAAAGCUACUAGGUGAAAUUAUUGAGAUUGUUGAUAACACCGAACUCAAAACUACAGACUAUGAUGUCCUGAAGAAUCUGAUCUCACUCAUAGAGCAAGUUAAGGUUUCUGAAGUUGAUGCGCUUGGUCCAGUAAAUAAGCUUUCUGCAGACCUAGACAAUGCAAUUUUGUCAUUGGAUAAGAUUGACUAUGCACAAGAGAAUGAUCCAAAAUAUGCACUGCUUGAUCAGCUGACUCUUUCUACAGAUGAACUUCUAAAAAGUAUCAGGUUCAUGAAAUCAGUGUUUGACUCAACAGAAGGAUACACUUCGAGUCAGGAAGAAGACUCUCAAUACGACAGGAUAUCAGCCGAUCUAGGAGAGCUUAUUGUCAGACUCAUCGAAAUCAACGAGAAGGUAGAUGACUUUAAGAGCAGCGGAGAUGUUGAAAAUAUUAACGAAUUCUUGGGCGAGCAGGACUUAGAACUUCAACAAAUCCAAGAGGCUCUCUUCAACCACAGCUUGGUUCUCCAGAGCAUCCCUUGGGGAGAGAAACUUGGCAGAAGAAUUGAAGAACUCAAGGAAGAACAAGGCGAUGUAGAGGUUAUGGUCGAAGAAGGAAGAAAAAUUCAAAAGAAACUUGAGAAAAUGAAGGACAAAGCUAGUAAAAAUGAAGAAGCUAAUGAAGAGAUUCUUGAGAAAAUCGAGUACCAUCUAGAGCUUGUCACUACAAAUCUCCAGGAACUCGAAGAUAAAAAGGAAGAUAUGGACUCUAUAGAGGAGGAUAUUAAGGAAUUCGAUGAGAUCUUGAGCAACAGGAAUAAUAAUGACUUCAAAGAGAUCACCAAUCUACUCAAGAAGAACAAAGAAAUUAAAGAGAAAAUAGAGCAUAUCGAUGCAACUAUGGAUAAUUUAGAUGCUGAGAUAGACAAUGUUGCUCCUUUCAUCGCUGAGAAUAAGAAACUGAUCAAGAAGAAGUAUAAGGUUAAGAAGGGAGAUGAGCUCGAUGAAGCAAUUGCUAGCUUCGUCAAUAACUCAGAUAUUGAUGUACCCAUCAAGAGAACAGAUGAUGGCAAAUACAUGAUUGGAGACAAGAAAAUUUCAGCAACCCUUCGUAAUGGCAAACUUCUGAUAAGAGUUGGAGGAGGAUACCAGACACUCCAAGAGUACAUGGAAACUAUUGGAGAGGCCAAACUGAGAAGACAUGCUAGAAAGGCUAAAAGAGAGAAGAGAAAGAACAGAAAAUCCGAGAGGAAGCCUCGUGUUCUUAACAAAACAGGAGGUACAGAUGUUGUUGGAAGUGCCGACUUAAUGAAAUCUUGGGAAUAAUGCCUUCAACACUGA